GCGCCGCCCCGGGGCGGAGCAGCCGCGCUUUGGCGCCAAGACGGGAGCGCGGCUCUUCCCGGUCCCGCUCGGCCAUGGCCGCCCCUGCCGAGCCCGGGCACUCUCCCGGCUUCAAGAAGCCUCCGGCGCUGCUGCGGUUGAAGCGCAAACGUCCUGGUCGGAGGAGCGACUCCGCCGCCGCCGCGGAAGCCGCCGCUGUCCCGGCCCCGCGGGGCCCCUCUGCGGCCGCCCGCCGGCGCAACCCAUUCUCCAGCCUGGACAACGCUCCGCAGCGGGCGGCGACCGCCCCUCAGCCUCCGGCAGCGGCCCCGGCGGGUGGGGAUCCAUCGGCAGUGCCUUUCUGGCAGUUUUUAGAGCCCGCCUCUGAAGAGAAGCCCUCCAGGAGAGCAGAGCCUGCUGAAAAUUCUGACAUCUUCUCCCUAAGCCAGGACCUUCAUUCACCUCUUGCUGUACCCAAAGCUCCCUCCUCACCACGACAGGAGUUCCCUGCAGACUGGAGCAUUAAAACACGGGUUCUCUUCAUGUCGUCGCAGCCCUUCAGCUGGGCAGAGCACCUGAAGGCGCAGGAGGAGGCGCAGGGCUUUGCCCAGCACUGCCGAGCCACAGAGCCCGCCCUGCCCCGGAGCGUGCAGGAGCCCCGGCUGAGCACGGAGCUGCGCUGUGCCUUCCAGCAGAGCCUGGUGUACUGGCUGCACCCCUCGCUGCCCUGGCUGCCGCUCUUCCCCCGCCUGGGCGCCGACAGGAGGAUGGCUGGGAAGGCCUGUCCUUGGGCACAGGACCAGGCCUUGCAGCAGGUGCUCAUGAGUGACUGGUCUGUGAGCUUCACCUCGCUGUACAACCUGCUGCGGGCGCGGCUGUGUCCGUAUUUCUACGUGUGCGCGGCGCAGUUCUCGGUGCUGUUCCGCGCCGCGGGGCUGGCGGGCAGCGCCGUGCCCACGGCCGCCAUCGCCCCCACCACGCGCGGCCUGCGCGACGCCAUGCGCAGCGAGGGCAUAGAGUUCUCCUUACCUUUGCUGGAGGAAAGUAGAACCAGGAAGCAGAAGAACUCUGAGGAGAGUUUGGAGACAGAAACCCCUGGAGGGGGCAGCAGUGUGGAGGAUGCAGGGGAAGCAGCUCCCAGCGAUGAUGAUGAUGAUGGAAGCUUCUCGUGGCUUGAGGAGAUGGGAGUCCAAGACAAGGUGAAGAAACCAGAUACUAUUUCUAUCCAACUGCGCAAGGAGAAGCACGAGGUGCAGGUGGAUCACAGACCCGAGUCGCUGGUGCUGGUGAGGGGCAGCAACACCUUCACCCUGCUCAACUUCCUGAUCAGCUGCCGCAGCCUGGUGGCCGUGGCGGGGCCGCAGGCGGGGCUGCCGCCCACGCUGCUGGCCCCGGUGGCCUUCAGGGGAGGGACCAUGCACACGCUCAAGGCCCGCACGCUGAGCGGCCGUGCCCGGCUGCAGGGCGGCUUUGAGGACGUGUUCAGCCUGGAGGUGCUGGGGCCGGUGCUGCCGCACUCCCUGCACGCCCUGACUCUGCUGCUGGGCCCGGCCCAGCGCGGCUCCUUCCGCGCCCUGCUCAGCCCGCACGAGCCCAGCGCCGCCUUCAACGCGGCCCCGCCCCAGGAGGGCGAGCAGCAGGAGCUGCCCCCCUGCGGGCUGCACCCCAGGACUCUGGAUCAGCUGAGUCAGAGUCCCACCCUGGGGAAAUCCUCCCUGCGCCUGCUGGAGAUGGAGGAUUACUGCUACACCUGGAAGGUCUAGGAGCUGCUCCCUGCAGCUGGGCUGGGGCAGGGCAGGAGGGACACCAGGGUGUCACACACCCCCAGCUGCUGCACAUAACACUUCAAGGGCUUUGGACAUCUUUUUUAUUGUAUACAGUGUUUUUUAAUAAAACAUUUUAUUGGUC
Molecule: messenger RNA, 1887 nt
Organism: Oenanthe melanoleuca
Lineage: Eukaryota; Metazoa; Chordata; Aves; Passeriformes; Muscicapidae
Gene: DONSON
Product: DNA replication fork stabilization factor DONSON
Exons: 10
Coding region: 75-1742 (555 amino acids)
Biological process (GO): nuclear DNA replication
Cellular component (GO): nucleus
Source: RefSeq, a predicted model, not a curated record